This is a messenger RNA of Auanema sp. JU1783, 6255 nucleotides long. The record is from the annotation of a GenBank genome assembly. NCBI's taxonomy places the organism in Eukaryota, Metazoa, Nematoda, Chromadorea, Rhabditida, Rhabditidae.
AUGGCUACAACACGAGCCGCUACAUUCUCGGCUAAGAUCCGAACACUAUCAGAUUUCCAGUUGAGGCUUUCCACAAACCAACAACCGCCCAGCAAUGCGGAGAUCAUCACGACCUUACGAUAUUUCCAGCAAACACUUAUCGGUUUCUUGAAGGAUUUCCCUUCUGAUCAAACACAAUUCUGCCGAAAGUUUUCGUUAGAUCCCGCACGAUGGAAUCUAUAUCCAAACCUCAAUUAUUCGGGUUUAUUCUAUGCUAUUUGCAAUCUUUUAGAUGUUUUUCCAUUAAUCACUGUCGGACAAUUGGCAAUCGGAGAAGCUAUCCUUGAUACUAUAAAAGCUUUGAUGAUAUUCUUGGAUAAAGAUUCGUUAGAGCAGUUGCCUCUUCUUGUUGCCAGUCAAUUGUCAGUAUUUCCUCAUGAAUUAGAUAAGCAGAUUGUACAUCUCAUUGCCGACUGUGUUUUACCAUUUGCAAAUACGGACGAAACUCUUAUCAAACUUUCAAUUCCCGGGUGUCUUAUGCUGGUUUUUCAGAACGCAACAGAUCCAAGUUUACAUACAUGGAUUGUCGAAGGCGCUAUGAGUUGCUCAGCAAAUGUCUACAACGAUGUUACACAAGUCAUAGCCAAAGGUACAUCAGAAUCUCGUGUAGCAGCAGCGAAUUUACUUUUUCACUAUUGGCCCUUCGCCAACCCGCAUAUUCUCCAUAGACGAACAAUUCAGUAUAAAGUGCAUGCUUGGGCGACGGUUCCAUGCCAAUCAAACUCUUGCUCGGAAAAGGGGCCUAGCGUCAAGAGGUGUUUUGAUCCUGUAGUCUGUGCUGAUAUCGCUGACACAUCACCUCCUCUAUUUCUCUGUAAGAGAUGUGCCGACAAUGUGAUGGGAGAGAAGAAAACGGCGAUUGAAACUAUCACUCAGCCUUUACCUGGGAGUAGCGCAACCUGCCAACGUUCUGAAUGCCAAUCGCAGUCUCGUUUAGCAGUCAGCAUUUGCUUUUCUCCAGAAUGUACAAGAACGCAUUCACAUGUUCCUGUAAGGUUGUGUGAGGAUUGCUUCCGUAUCGUGCAUCCACUACCUAAUCAUGGACAUCUGAUUCAAAGAGGAUGUGGAACAGUUUGGGGCAAGGAUAUUAUGUGGGAUAUGGUUGAAGCAGUAGUUAAGCUAUUGAGGGAGACAGCACAAUUUGAAGGUACUGAAGGAGAAGGCAAAAGGCCUAAAUGGCUCAGGCAAUUAGAAGGAGGGCAUUCUAUGGGAAAAGAGAUUGAUCGUAUGGCUGAUGAAAGACGAAUGCUGAGUCGUUUCGGAGUAUGGUUGAUGGCAGCUCUAUGCUCUCCUGAUUCAAUAGCGGAUAAGAAAGCUAUUGGUUAUAUAAUGUACAAUGUAUUCCAAUGGUUUUCAACUACAGCAUUGCUACCCAACGAUUCGAUGGGAGCAAGUUUGGAGCAGCUGAAGACGGACUUUGUCUGUGAUUGGAUUAACAUGGCCAUACGCAUUCACGACGAUGUCUUCAUCCAAAUCCUUUCACCUCAAAUGGAAGAAAGCGAUACUCGACCUUACAUCGAGCAAAUCAAAGAAGGACUUGGAAGACUAUUAUCAUUGAUGCCUUAUGAUAUCAUAUCACAUGAUACUUGGACUCGUGUUAUGCCAUUGUGGCUACAGGCUAUCCAUUUGAACUGUACAGAAGAAAACCAACCAGAACUGAAAAUUCUUCUGUGCAAAAUCUUCGAAUCAGAUCUUUGCCCGUUACCAUUUGAGAUUGCGAAGGUAUUUGAGUUCAUCAGCAGAAGGUUAGCAGCUUCGGACUACGAUGAGAUGUUCAAUGCUUUACAAUGGCUUCAUCAAUUGUCUCGAUUGGAGAUAUCUGUUCCCAUGAUUCUACUAUUAGAUGAUUUUUGUAAAUCGUUGAGACUACUACCAUCGAUGAUUAUACCUCCACUAGGAGAAAAUGAUUUAGAAGAAGAUGAUGUGAGCAUUCACAUAAUCAUGAUAGAUAUCAUAGUUUUACAAUUGAGACAGAUUGAUGUUUUGAAUUCUGAGCAUUCCCAGUUAUAUCAACAUUUGUUUGCCUGCUUGUCCUUAAUGCUCUCAGUUCCUUUACGAACAACUCCUCAUGAAUGCAAAAAUCCUGAACUGGAUGGCUUUUCCGAUUGUUCAGCUUGUCAACAAGCAGCGUUUCUUCAUCAGAUGAUCAUGCAGAUCAUAGAAACAGUCAGUCCCAAACAGGAAGUGGCUAUCAGAACUUCGGAUGAAGAUGAAGGAAUCGACUACACAGAUAUGUUAGAAGACAUUUCUUCAUUAUCACAUCCUAGUUCUGUUCUUUCACCUCAAACAGCUCCGGCGAGUAAAGGAACUUCGCCUGCGGCUGCUGGUCCUGUCUCAAUAGCUGAUUCUGUUGUAAUCAACGGUGGCUUACAGUUUCAAACUGCGGCUAUGGAGGAGCAGCCAGAAGAGUUUGUUGGACUUUUGCCCGCAGAAGAAGUUGAAAUAGGAAUUGCUGAAGCUAUAACUCUCACUGAAACAGAUGUUGGUCGUGAAACAGUUAAUGUUCUAACCACCAGCAAUAUUCAUGGAGUAAAAGGUAACACUCCAAUGACCAACACUGCACCACAUCAGCCGAUUGAUGAUAUUUGGGAUACUUCAGUUGGUAGAUUCCGAUUCUCAUUAGAUGAUCUUCCUACACAGUUAAAACUCAUUCGAUCCUUACUCCUUAACUUGGAAUCAGUAGAAGAUCCAGAUGUUGAAUAUUUCAUCUUGGACAGCCUAAAAUACCUUUGCUUGCAUUGUGAAGCUCUGAGCAACGCAAGACGGGAGCAUCGUGGAUUCCUCAUCUGGGUACAGGAAAACUUGAUGGUCAGUAGGUUGUGGCAGAGACUUCGCUCAGAUUAUGUGCAAGUUGGAGAGUUAGCCACAUUACUCCUUUUGCAUUGCUUGACGUUCUCCUCAGGCGAAGAUACAUUUUGGAAAGUUAUUCAUACAGAUUUUGUUUCAAGAGACUGGAAAGUUCGAUUCGAAGCAGUCGGAAGAGCAUAUGUGAUUGCACAUAUGGUUAGAGCAAUACCAGUUCGAGCGAAUAAAGUCAUCCAAACAUCGCUGGCGGGCUUGUUCUACCACUUAGUAACUUCGCUACAUGAUCCCAACCCUACUGUUGCUCAAAGAACGAUAAUUGCCAUCAGAGCCUUGCCAAGUCAAACACUCAAAUUGAUGUGUUUCUGUUUCGAGUCACAAUUCGACUCUUGCAUUAUGGAUCGGCCAAUGAUAAUACACGCAAUUAGGAUCUUGUUAACUCUGAUGCCAGAAGAGCAAAUAUUAUCGUUCGAUUUCUUCAUCCAGCGUUUUGAGACAUUAGUAUUGGAGAGUCAAUUAGCAAACCAGAGCGAAGAAACUAUAUUUGUACAAGAUCUCAUGCAUACAGAUCCCAUGUCGGAUUUGUAUCAACGGAAGGUCACGAAAGCUCGAAAAGCAAUAGAAGGAUCAUCAACAUCACGAUCUAUCGCCAAGUAUCUGAAGCAACUGAAUGCUUUGAAACAUCAAUUGUUUUAUCAGACUUCUUGUUCAGAAGUGGAUACUCAUCAUACACAACAACUCGACUCUGUCAGCGUUACUAGCCCUGCUUACUCUUCUGGUGGUUAUGGUAGACUACGUGAAUUCACAGAUGAGGAAAGCAAUAUGUGUUUGCUUUUCAAUCGAGUCGUUGAUAUGGAAAAUCCUGAACGACAUACCGUCUACUUGGUUAUAUCCUUGUUCGUAACUUUUCUCAGUAACAAAAAUUCGACGCCAACUGAUGAGAAAGCUAACGCCAAGAAACAAUCUGUCCUUUUUCGACAUUUCAAUACCUUAUUAGGUUACAGUAAUACUGAGAAAUGCUUCACUAUUCCACCUGCUCGUUUGAGAAAGUCAGCGGUUUGUAAUGCUUUCUUAAGCGGUCUUCCUGAGAUAUUAGAUAUGAACCUGUGCAUUGGGAAUCAAAUGUUGCCUGUUGUAUUACAACUUCUCAUUCACCUUCCAUCACCUCAGAAACUCGCAAGUGAUCAGCAUGUUGCUAACUAUUCAUUGAAGCUUCUUUCCCAACAUUCGAGACAUCUUUGGCUUAACUCAUUAGUUCUAAUACUAUAUAAGUAUCGGUUCGACCAAGUACCAUUCAGCGACGGAGUUACUAAACUGAUUGAUAUAGUAGUAAAAACAUUACAAGGACAAGCUCAUGUGUGCGGUGAAGCAGAGCAAGCAAAUGAGAUAGCAACAUGGGAUGAUUUAACUAAUGAUUCAGAAGACGAAGAAGAACGAAGCGGACUCGUUCGACCCGAAAGUUUAACUGUGACGACUAUUCAGGAGCAUAAUGAGAACGAAUAUGGCAACCAACAGCCUAUGAUUUUGGAAACAAAAGCAGUUCCUCGGAAACGUAGCCGUGAUGUCUCGAAAAGAAAGGGAAGGAAAGCUGGUGCUGGCAAAUCGAAUCAUGCUUCAACUGUGGAGCUACGUUGUUCUCACUGCAACGAUGCCAUUGAAUCAUUUGAUGAAGAAACCAUUUCACUCUGUUUAAUCAGCGUGGAGACAUUCUUGCACCGUGAGCCUUCUAUGGCUGCUCCUAUCUUGUUCAGGAUUCUUCACACUGUGACUAGAUUAAUCAAUCGACCACUGUAUCCUUGGCAUAGCUCUGAAAUGUUUGUUCCAGGCAAUUGUCGGAGUGUUGCUAAGCAGAUGCUCCGUGUAACUCUUCAUCAGCUUUCAUCUUCUGGAAUCUGCCUCCAGCUUUUUGAUUCAUAUCUAUCUAAAGGAGAUCCCUUUUGGUCAGUUAUCUCUUUAUCCCUGGCCGACUUCACCGAGCUCAGCCCUGUCCAUCUUAUUCAACUGCUUCUAGAGGAUAUCACAGAAAGUUGGCCGACUCGAUUGUCCACUGUUAUGAGAAAUCUAGCUAGCUAUAUCAUAGAAGUUCCUACUGAUGCUUAUAUCAAUCACUGGACAAAUGUAACACAGCAUUUGGAUUCCUUUUUCAGACGCUAUCAUUCACAGUUGUCGACGGAUAACGCCAUCAAAGUUUCAAAAUAUGAAAUUGAAAGUGCCAUAACAGUGAUCUCCCAUGUGCUGAAAGUUCAGAACUUCAGUGCUUUUAAAAACGCAGUUUCUCUAGUGGAAGCCUUUGCUAAAUGGUUAGCUGAAGCGAUGCACUCAAGUCCAGUUCAGCUCGAAUCUCUUCUUUCUGUUUGUACCGCCUGUAAUCGUGCACUUAUAAGAGAAAGAGAUAAACAAAGCAUUACAAGAGCUGUUGUGGCAGAGCUUAUUCAAGCUAUUAAAUUCAAAUGCUCAAUGCAUGAAGAAAACUAUAUGACGAUUGCUAACAUGAUUCUACAGGAUGCUGGGGAAGAUAUUGAUGUGAUUCUGAUGAAUGGAGAUCAAUACAACACUGCUGCUGCAGAAGCCGUUCGACCUUUUCUGUUUGAGAUUCUGGACUUUAUUGCUGAUUUGCAUGUUUUAGCAAAGUUGAAAAAAGAAACAACUUCUGAUUCUAUUGGAGGUGAUUUGAAAGGAAAGCUUGCUGAAGCCAUUGCUGUAGAAAUGAGUCGUUCGAAUGCCCGUGACUGUAGGACUGUUAUCCGUUUCAUUCCUUGGCUUAUGAGUCCUCCGAGUGUUACACAAUCUGCCCCUGGAGCCUUUGCUGACUCUGUGAGCAAUGUACGAGUGCUGUCUUGGCUCUUAUUAGGAGCGCUCCAUGCGAAUCAUAGCUGCUUACCAGUGCCGAUCGAAUGCUCACAGCAUAUGGCAGAUUACAUUCAUUUCGUACUUGCGGGUUUUGCUGAUCAAUCCAAACAAUCUGUUGUUCACAUGUCAGCUCUUUUUCACGCCUUUCAUUUAUGUCAGUUGUGGACUGUCUACUGUGAACGUGCAGCAGUUUUCCGUCCCAGUUCAACGACCGCGUUUGCUCAUCUAUUAGAUUUUUGGGCAAGAGUUACUCCUGCAAUACUUCAAUUAUUGAGUCAUUCUAAAGUUCUGGCUGAUAUGGUUAAUCUUCAUUUUCUGAAUACCAUUCAGGCACUGCAACAGGUUAAUUCUGCUUUGUUAUGCCAACUUUACUCAUUAUGGGCUCCCAUUCUCACAGCCUAUCACAGUCAAAUACCAAAUCAAUUAAGAAUGAAACUCGAUUCUGGAGAAAACCAACCAUGUCUAGAAGCUCCACAGAUAUCAGAAUGGCUGAAAAAAGUUCGCUACAAAAUUUCACAAGUAGAACUACAAACAUCUGCCGCAUCACCGUACUAUAACGUAUAA